Closterium sp. Naga37s-1 is the source of this 242-nucleotide messenger RNA. The record is from the annotation of a GenBank genome assembly. NCBI's taxonomy places the organism in Eukaryota, Viridiplantae, Streptophyta, Zygnematophyceae, Desmidiales, Closteriaceae.
GCAUCAAGCAUCCUCUACUGCCAGAGACGCUAGACAUGCCACUGCCAGAGCUGGAGAAACUCGCGACGGUUGCGACUCUCGAUGUUACAUUUCAUGACAAGGAAAACAAGGUAGAGCUCUCUCACCCGGAAGUACAGCUGCGGCUGCUGGGGGUUUUCCCUGACAGGAUAUGCCAGAUUUUGCCACACACUGAGAAGAUUGAGAACAUUGAUACCCAGAAGUGGACCAUUCAUGCUGAAGAG